This is a messenger RNA of Owenia fusiformis, 1472 nucleotides long. The record is from the annotation of a GenBank genome assembly. NCBI's taxonomy places the organism in Eukaryota, Metazoa, Annelida, Polychaeta, Sabellida, Oweniidae.
GCACAUGCUGUUACAUAUGCGACUAUCGGUAAGAGUAGAGAUACCGACGAGACAAUCACUCACUGCAAAACAAUCUUGAGGGAUUCAUCAGGACGACCGCCUAUAUCAAGAUGACAUUUCUCUUGCUUGCAGCAUUGUGUCUCGGGCUUGUAUACAAUGUAUCAGCACACCCAGGGGGUAACUUGGAGAGGGAGGAAGUAGAAGUGGAUAAAGGUUUUGCACAAAGAGAAACGCCAGUUCUUCCACCACCUGCUGUCCGUCAGAAGCGUUCCUCAUGCAGCGACCUUCCAGAUGACAUCCCAAAUGAGGCUUGGCAGAACAUCAUGGUGGAUGAACACAACACACGGAGGCUUAACGAGGCCAGUGAACAGGGCAGUUCCAACGAGAAUAAGCUGACAUACAACCAAGAGUUAGCAAAGUUGUCCCAGUUACGAGCUAACAAGUGUAUCUGGGACCAUGGGGAUUACACGUUUUGCAAUGGUACUAGUGUUGGCCAGAACAUGUACUACAUCGGUAGGCCAGGGGGUUCCUCGAUAGACUCAGGCAUUGCCAUGGGUGCAAUGAAAGGCUGGUACAAUGAUGAGAAACCGCAUUACGACCUAAAAACCAUCUCUUGUGCCCAGGGGAAAGUCUGUGGCCAUUAUACUCAGGUCAUCUGGGCGGUUACUGAGAUGGUUGGCUGUGGCGCCCAUAUUUGUGAUAAGCUGUAUCAGUAUAAAGAUGGGGUUAAAGUCAUAUACAGAGACACACCAACUUACGAUUAUACUCUCGUCAUAUGUGACUAUUCCCCACCGGGAAACUAUGUAGGCCAAAAACCAUUCAGAGAAGGGGGUGUCUGUAGUGCAUGUAAGGGUGACACUGGCGUAUCUUGUUACAAUGAUACACUAUGUGCGAAAUGCAAUCAUCUUGAAGAUGAGAACUGUGAGUGUCCUAAUAAAGUUAAGUGUGAGAAAAAUGGUGGAACUAUCGACACAACAGAAGAAAAUUGCGUCUGUAAUUGUGGUGAUGACAGCAAAGGGGGCGAAGCCUGUGAAAUCGACUGCAUCGAUAAACCAGGAGAUGCCUCAAGUAGUUGCAACUAUUGGAAAAGCUCUGGCUAUUGCGCACCCGGGAGUGUUUACAGUGCGUUCAUGCAACAAAACUGCAAAGAUACGUGCGCGUGCAAUUAAUAAUGGAAGUGAGAAGUGGGACAAAGACACCGAUGACUUACCCACCAACUACACUUUUCAGCAAGCAUGAUUAUACUUGAAAAUGGACUAUGAGUGUAUCACGUUAACCUCAGAUUUGAAAAUAAUUUAAACAAUGACGUUCAGCAUAUGAUCUAUUUAGUAUCACCAAGUAUGAUAAUCAUAUUGUGAUAAAUCACCCUUUAUGUAAAUCAAGUUAUGUUAUAGGCUAUUAGACGUUCUUCAUGAAUUGAAAUGUUUUCCUUGUGACACAUUGGAAAUUGGAAUAAAAUUAACUGAAAUGCA